AUGACGGAAACCAAGACUCCUUCUUCUAAUUCUCGAGAUGACGUACUUCAGUUUCUUGAAACGCUUGAUACGUAUUCGCAAACUACUGCAACAAACCCUGCUGCUGGAACGCCAGGCAGCACACCAGCUGACACCACGCAAUCUGUACUUGAUUUUCUCGAUCAAAUCACUCAAUCUACUCCUGCCUCUAACCCUUCUGAAUCAAAUCCUAAACAAGACAGUCAAAAUAAUUCUUCUGUAAAACAAAAUGGUUCUGCUGAACAACAAACUAAUCAACUUGAAUCUCAAAAACAAAGUGGUGCAUGGUCAUGGGGUGGUUUGUUAGCGACUGCAACUACCGCCUACCAAACUGCAUCAACUGUGGUUGAUAAUUCUGUUAAAGAGGCCUUAGAAACUGUGCGAACUAAUGAAGCUACUAAAAAACUUGAGGAAAGAGUUCGUGGCAUUGUAAAUAAAGAAGCUAUUGAAAAAUUAGGUUUGUAUUUGCAUUCUGCUUUGGUGCGUUCUCGAAUCAUCAUUUAUUUUCUCGCGUAUUUUUUAAAAGGUUCCGAUCUCAAAACUCUUAGUCUUAAUACUCUUACAACGGUGGUUAAUGCUGUGGUCCCUCCAAUUUCACAAUAUGAAGUUGUAGAAGUUUGGUUGUCUCAUGAUAUGGUUGGUUAUGUUGGUUUAGAAUCUCUCGUAUAUAGAGCGUUUAUGAAAGUCAUGGAGCAAGUCGAAGGGGGGGAUAUUGUAGUCCGAAAAAGUGAUGAAAUAAAACGUGAUCCUGAUGUUGACUCAUACAGAGAUUUAAAUGUUUGUGAAGGUUUUAUUGAAGCUGUUGGCCUUGCCAAGGCUAAUAUUGAACAAGUCAUCAAGAAACACUACAAGCCACCACAAAUUGAUAAUGAAAAUUCUGAAACCACAGAUCAAUCUAUAUGUCCUGUUUUUAUGGCUAUUCAGCCUACUAAAGCAAAUCCUUAUUCUCUCCAAAACAAAUCCGAAGAUACUGCUGAUCCUGAUCAAUACUUAUUUUAUGUUAUUGUUUUGACUGAUCCAACUCAUAACCUCACUUUUAAAACCUUCUCACAAGCACUUCCUGUUAGUUGGUUAGAUAUUCCAUAUGAAGAGAACGAAUGGGUGGAAGCUAAAAUGGUAUCUGUUAUCAAAUUGGCUGUUCAAUCAAUAGCUCAGGAUUAUGUUUGGCAUCGAAUGACUGCAAGUGAUGGUCGACCUCAAUCUAAUGAUGAUAAUUCAAACAUUGCAUCUUAA
This is a messenger RNA of Racocetra fulgida, 1251 nucleotides long. The record is from the annotation of a GenBank genome assembly. Lineage: Eukaryota; Fungi; Glomeromycota; Glomeromycetes; Diversisporales; Gigasporaceae.